Pelobates cultripes (western spadefoot toad) is the source of this 1319-nucleotide messenger RNA. The record is from the annotation of a GenBank genome assembly. Lineage: Eukaryota; Metazoa; Chordata; Amphibia; Anura; Pelobatidae.
UAUGAUUUCCAAUCGAGAAGCCAAGGUGACAGAGCGGUGGACAGAGCUGGGGGGAGACGGCCGCUCUCCUCGCCCACACGCCGGAUGCAGCAGGCCACUGAAUACCCGCUCCCCCCCCUCAGGACCGGCGGGGGUGAUCCCGGUCCAAUCCCCCCAGGCAGCGGGGCUGAGUCAUGUGCUGAUAGGGGAAUCUCUUAAGCAGCCCUUCACUAUACGGGCCUACACAAUGGCGGACGCCACACGUGCCCACGACAGCACCGCGGAAAGGCAAAGUCUGCAGACCAAACUUGAUGCUCUUUUUGACACCUUUUGGAUGACACUGGCGAGCAGAGGCCGACAAGCCGCAGAACAAAGGCACGCACCUAAUAGAGAACCCGAACAUACCCACCAGAAAUGCACGGGCCCCCGCCCGAAGAGACUUACAAGAUGGUGCCGGAGAAAGAAACCCAUCCCACCUACAUAUAAACAGGGAAGACUGUGCCGCACAACGAGGCCUACCCAAAGAAGCUCACAAGCUCUCCACAGACCCAGCAGGCAACCAAGACCCACGACACAACCGGCGACUGGCAGGUUCUCCACACGGCUCAGAACCCAUCCGAAACCACAGAGGGCCCCAGGAUAUCAGAGGGGUACACUACUUACCUACCUCACCGGAACAGGCCCCCACUACGACCGGCGGACGAGCCAGCCGCAGGAACCAGCGACGCUGCACCUUGCUGUGCCCCAGCGGGACUCUCACACACCUCCAAUAUCUUUCCCUGUGAUGGGUGUAGGCUGAAAGAGGACUCACAUGGCGAGAACCACAGAAGUACACACUUAAAGCCUCUGAUACAACAGAUGCUAGAUAUGCCAUAUUGCAGCCUCCUAAACAGAGACUCUUUACCAACGCAGAAUUUGACAGAAAUGUUCAUUGUUUGACCACUCUUAUCUAGCUAGCAAUCUCACAAUAUGCGUUACAUUCUUGUAUAUUGCUAUCACAUAGCCUGUCAGUUAACCACCUAUAGAGGCUGAGCUUGGCUGCCUGGCACUCAUGUAUAACUCCUUUACACACGCAAUUUACAUGCAUGCAACAUACCCAUGCCUUCACAUAGAAGCACAUGUUUAACGGCAAAGCCUACACUCUAUGUUCCAGUUAUUCUUUAUUAAUGUAUCUCACAAUUGCCGACAUAACUAAUCUACUCGCAACGAAUUUACCUACACAUACAACCUGUCUUAUAACAAAAAAUGUGUAACUGUUUAUCGCCAUGACUCUGUCUACAUUAUUUCGCCUGUGUCUGCUGUCGUGGCACUACAGGCUUGUUUUGUAAACUCUACUGCAC